Grus americana (Whooping crane) is the source of this 10040-nucleotide messenger RNA. RefSeq names its product ryanodine receptor 1 (gene RYR1). Gene Ontology annotation, biological process: intracellular calcium ion homeostasis; calcium ion transmembrane transport. Gene Ontology annotation, molecular function: ryanodine-sensitive calcium-release channel activity; protein binding. Bases 6 to 10040 code for a protein of 3344 amino acids. The record is from RefSeq and is a predicted model, not a curated record. Gene Ontology annotation, cellular component: calcium channel complex; sarcolemma; smooth endoplasmic reticulum. The transcript is spliced from 65 exons. NCBI's taxonomy places the organism in Eukaryota, Metazoa, Chordata, Aves, Gruiformes, Gruidae.
CGCGGAUGGACGGGACGGUGGACACGCCGCCGUGCCUGCGCUUGGCCCACCGUGCCCCCAGCUCGCCGGCCGCGCCGCCCGAACUCCUCUUCCUCCGCCUCAGCCUCCCCGUCCAGUUCCAUCCCCGCUUCCGCUGCACCCCCGGGGCCACCCCCCUGCCCCAGGCCCCCCCCGAGCCCCCCGAGGACGUCAGCCUCGAGCCCCUCUCCGAAUUCGAGCGCCUCCGUCGCUCGGCCGGACCCCGGCACCCCGAGGGCGAGGGUGAGGGUGAGAAGGGACCCGGGGGGGCUCCAGCGUCCCCGGCCCCCCGGGACCAGCCCCGCGCCGAGAACGAGAAGGAUGCGACCACCGAGAAGGGCAAGACCCGGAGGGGGUUCCUGUUCAAGGCCAGGAAGACGCCCUUUGCGCCCCCCCCAGCGGUGCCCACCGUCCCCCGCCUCGAGGAGGACGUGGUCCCCGACGAGCGUGACGACCCCGAGGUCAUCAUGAACACCACCACGUACUACUACUCGGUGCGGAUCUUCGCGGGGCAGGAGCCCUCCAGCGUCUGGGUGGGCUGGGUGACCCCCGACUUCCACCAGCACGACCCCUCCUUCGACCUCUCCCGCGUCCGCACCGUCACCGUCACCAUGGGCGAUGACAAGGGCAACGUGCACGACAGCAUCAAGCGGAGCAACUGCUACAUGGUUUGGGGGGGGGAGUUCGCCAGCACCACGCAGCAGGCGCGGGUCAGCCACACCGACCUGGUCAUCGGCUGCCUGGUGGACCUGGCCACCGGCCUCAUGACCUUCACCGCCAACGGCAAGGAGAUCAACACCUUCUUCCAGGUGGAACCCAACACCAAGCUCUUCCCAGCCGUCUUUGCCCUCCCCACCAGCCAGAACGUCAUCCAGUUUGAGUUGGGCAAGCUCAAGAACAUCAUGCCCAUCUCGGCCGCCAUGUUCAGCAGCGAGCGGAAGAACCCGGAGCCGCAGUGCCCGCCGCGGUUGGCCAUCCAGCUCUUGACGCCCGUCACCUGGAGCCGCAUGCCCAACGAGUUCCUGGCCGUCGAGACCACCCGCCUGAGCGAGCGGCAGGGCUGGCUGGUGGAGUGCACCGAGCCCCUCGUCAUGAUGGCCCUCCACAUCCCCGAGGAGAACAGAUGCAUCGACAUCAUGGAGCUGUCGGAGCGCCUGGACCUCCUGCGCUUCCAGUGGCACACGCUGAAGCUCUACUGCGCCGUCUGCGCCCUGGGCAACAACCGGGUGGCCCACGCGCUCUGCAGCCACGUGGACCAGGCGCAGCUCCUCUUCGCCAUCGAAAGCCCCGAAUUACCGGGGCCGUUACGCGCCGGUUACUACGACCUAUUGUUGGCCAUGCACCUCGACGCCGCCCAACGCGCCCGCGCUUCCAUGAGCGCCGAAUUCAUCGUCCCCAUGACCGAAGCCACGAAAACCAUCGCUCUUUUUCCCGACGGCGGACGAGCGCCCGGCCCGCCCGGCGUCGGUCCCAGCGCCUGUUUGAGACCCCAACCUCAUUUCGCCGAACCUUGUUUCGUUUUGGCUGCCGACGGCGGGCGGGCGUUGCUCAGUCCCGGGAUUCCCUUGGGUGCUUUGGGUGCUCGGGCCAUCAGGAUGUUGGCGGAGGCGGUUGCGGGGGGGGGACCCCACGCCCGGGACCCCGUGGGCGGUAGCGUGGAAUUCCAGUUGGUGCCGGUGUUGAAACUGGUGUCGGCGUUGCUGGCCGUGGGCGCGCUGGGCGACGGAGACGUGCGCCGAGUUCUCCGGAUGAUCGAACCCAGGGUGUUCGGGGAAUCCCGGCGGGACCCCCCGGCCGAUGGAGGGGAGGAGGAGGAGGGGGAGGAGGCGCGGAGGAAGGCCAUCGAGGCGGGGGAGAUGGAGGAAGGGGAAGAGGAGGAGGAGGAGGAGGAAGGGCUGGAGGAAGGGCUGCUGCAGAUGAAGCUGCCGGAGUCCGUCAAGCUGCAGAUGUGCAACCUGCUGCAGUACUUCUGCGAGCGGGAGCUGCAGCACCGCGUCGAGGCCAUCGUCGCCUUCUCGGAGCGGCACGUGGAGCGGCUGCAGCGCGACCAGCGGCGUCGGUACGCGCGGCUCAUGCGGGCGCUCACCAUGUCGGCCGCCGAAACCGCCCGGCGCACCCGCGAGUUCCGCUCGCCCCCCCAGGAGCAGAUCAACAUGCUGCUGCAGCACAAGGGGGGGGCGGACGAGGAGGAGUGCCCCGUGCCCGAGGACAUCCGCGACGAGCUCCUCGACUUCCACAGCGCCCUGCUGGCGCACUGCGGCAUCGAGCUGGCGGGCGAGGAGGAGGAGGAGGAGGAGGAGGCGUCGCUGCGGCAGCGGCUGCUGGGGCUGGUGCAGAAGGUGGUGGGGCUCCGCGGGACGGCGGCGCGGGACGAGGGACCCCCCGAGGAGCCCCCGGCACCCAGCACGCUGCAGGAGCUGAUCUCGCAGACGAUGGUGCACUGGGCGCAGGAAUCCUUCAUCCAGAGCCCCGAGCUGGUGCGCGCCAUGUUCAGCCUGCUGCACCGGCAGUACGACGGGCUGGGCGAGCUGGUGCGCGCGCUCCCCAAGGCCUACACCAUCAGCGCGCUCUCCGUGCCCGACACCACCGCGCUGCUCGAGUGCCUCGGCCAGAUCCGCUCCCUCCUCAUCGUCCAGAUGGGCCCCGAGGAGGAGAACCUCAUGAUACAGAGCAUCGGGAACAUCAUGAACAACAAGGUGUUCUACCAGCACCCCAACCUCAUGCGGGCGCUGGGGAUGCACGAGACCGUCAUGCAGGUGAUGGUCAGCGUUCUGGGCGGCGGCGAGUCCAAGGAGAUCCGCUUCCCCAAGAUGGUGACCAACUGCUGCCGCUUCCUCUGCUACUUCUGCCGCAUCAGCCGCCAGAACCAGCGCUCCAUGUUCGACCACCUCGGGUACCUGCUGGAGAACAGCGGCAUCGGCCUGGGCAUGCAGGGCUCGACCCCCCUGGACGUGGCGGCCGCCUCCGUCAUCGACAACAACGAGCUGGCGCUGGCCCUGAAGGAGCAGGACCUGGAAAAAGUGGUGACGUACCUGGCGAGCUGCGGGCUGCAGAGCUGCCCCAUGCUGCUCUCCAAGGGGUACCCCGACAUCGGGUGGAACCCCUGCGGGGGCGAGCGCUACCUCGACUUCCUCCGCUUCGCCGUCUUCGUCAACGGGGAGAGCGUGGAGGAGAACGCGAACGUGGUGGUGCGGCUGCUGAUCCGGCGCCCCGAGUGCUUCGGGCCGGCGCUGCGGGGCGAGGGGGGCAGCGGGCUCCUGGCCGCCAUCCAGGACGCGCUGCGCAUCGCGCAGGAUCCGGCCCGCGACGGGCCCACGGGCAGGAGGGAGCGGCGGCGGGACCCAUUUGGGGGUGAGGAGCCCCCCGAGGAGAACCGGGUGCACUUGGGCCACGCCAUCAUGUCCUUCUACGCCGCCCUCAUCGACCUCCUGGGCCGCUGCGCCCCCGAGAUGCACCUGAUCCAGGCGGGCAAGGGCGAGGCGCUGCGGAUCCGCGCCAUCCUGCGCUCCCUCGUGCCGCUCGAGGACCUGGUGGGCGUCAUCAGCCUCCCCCUGCAGAUCCCCGCCAUCGGCAAAGACGGCAGCGUGGUGGAGCCGCGCAUGGCUGCCAGCUUCGUGCCCGAGCACAAGGCGCCCAUGGUGCUGUUCCUGGACCGCGUGUACGGCGUGGAGAGCCAGGAGUUCCUGCUGCGCGUGCUGGAGGUGGGCUUCCUGCCCGACAUGCGGGCGGCCGCCUCGCUCGACACGGCCGCAUUCAGCACGACGGAGAUGGCGCUGGCGCUGAACCGGUACCUGUGCCUGGCGGUGCUGCCGCUCAUCACCAAGUGCGCCCCGCUCUUCGCCGGCACCGAGCACCGCGCCAUCAUGGUGGACUCCAUGCUGCACACCGUCUACCGCCUCUCCCGCGGCCGCUCCCUCACCAAGGCGCAGCGCGACGGCAUCGAGGAAUGCCUCAUGGCCCUCUGCCGGUACAUCCGUCCCUCCAUGCUGCAGCACCUCCUCCGCCGCCUGGUCUUUGACGUCCCCAUCCUCAACGAAUUCGCCAAGAUGCCCCUCAAGCUGCUGACGAACCACUACGAGCGGUGCUGGAAGUACUACUGCCUGCCCAGCGGCUGGCCCAACCAGGGCGUCAGCUCCGAGGAGGAGCUGCACCUCACCCGAAAGCUCUUCUGGGGCAUCUUCGAGUCCCUGGCGCACAAGCGGUUCGAGGCGGAGCUGUACAAGCUGGCCAUGCCGUGCCUCUGCGCCAUCGCCGGCGCGCUCCCCCCCGACUACGUGGACGCCAGCUACUCCUCCAAGACGGAGAAGAAGGCUUCCGUCGACGCCGAGGGCAACUUCGACCCCAAACCUGUGGAGACCCUCAAUGUCAUCAUCCCCGAGAAGCUGGACGGCUUCAUCAACAAGUACGCGGAGUACACCCACGAGAAGUGGGCGUUCGACAAGAUCCAGAACAACUGGUCCUUUGGGGAGACGGUGGAUGAAGAAGCCAAGACGCACCCCAUGCUGCGACCCUACAAGACCUUCUCGGAGAAGGACAAGGAGAUCUAUCGGUGGCCCAUCAAGGAGUCCCUGAAGGCCAUGCUGGCCUGGGAGUGGAUGGUGGAGAAGGCUCGCGAGGGCGAGGAGGACAAGGUGGAGAAGAAGAAGACCCGCAAGAUCUCCCAGUCUGCCCAGGCCACCUACGACCCCAGCCACGGCUACAGCCCCCAGCCCGUGGACCUCUCGGGGGUGACGCUGUCCCGGGAGCUGCAGGCCAUGGCGGAGCAGUUGGCCGAGAACUACCACAACACGUGGGGACGCAAGAAGAAGCAGGAGCUGGAGGCCAAGGGGGGGGGCUCGCACCCCCUGCUCGUGCCCUACGACACGCUGACGGCCAAGGAGAAGGCGCGGGACCGCGAGAAGGCGCAGGAGCUCCUCAAGUUCCUGCAGCUCAACGGCUACGCCGUCACCCGGGGGCUGAAGGACAUGGAGCUGGACACCUCCUCCAUCGAGAAGCGCUUCGCCUACGGCUUCCUGCAGCAGCUGCUCAAGUGGAUGGACAUCUCCCAGGAGUUCAUCGCCCACCUGGAGGCGGUGGUGAGCAGCGGGCGGGUGGAGAAAUCCCCCCACGAGCAGGAGAUCAAGUUCUUCGCCAAGAUCUUGCUGCCCCUCAUCAACCAGUACUUCCACAACCACUGCCUCUACUUCCUCUCCACCCCCGCCAAGGUGCUGGGCAGCGGGGGGCACGCGUCCAACAAGGAGAAGGAGAUGAUCACCAGCCUCUUCUGCAAGCUGGCGGCGCUCGUCCGUCACCGCGUCUCGCUCUUCGGGACCGACGCGCCGGCCGUGGUGAACUGCCUGCACAUCCUCGCCCGCUCCCUGGACGCCAGGACGGUGAUGAAGUCAGGCCCCGAGAUCGUCAAGGCGGGGCUGCGGUCCUUCUUCGAGAGCGCCUCCGAGGACAUCGAGAAGAUGGUGGAGAACCUCAAGCUGGGGAAGGUGACGCAGAGCCGCACCCAGGUGAAGGGGGUGGCCCAGAACAUCAACUACACCACGGUGGCACUGCUGCCCGUCCUCACCUCCCUCUUCGAGCACAUAGCGCAGCACCACUUUGGGGACGACGUCAUCCUCGAUGACGUCCAGGUCUCCUGCUACCGCAUCCUGUGCAGCAUCUACUCGCUGGGCACCACCAGGAACCCCUACGUGGAGAGGCAGCGCCCGGCGCUGGGGGAAUGCCUGGCCCGCCUGGCCGCCGCCAUGCCCGUGGCGUUCCUGGAGCCGCAGCUCAACGCCUUCAACCCCUGCUCCGUCUACAGCACCAAGUCCCCCCGCGAGCGGGCCAUCCUGGGGCUCCCCGGCCGCGUGGAGGAGAUGUGCCCCGACAUCCCCGACCUGGAGCGCUUGAUGCGAGAUAUCGGGGGGCUGGCGGAAUCGGGGGCUCGUUACACCGAGAUGCCCCACGUCAUCGAGGUGACCCUGCCCAUGCUCUGUAACUACCUCCCCCGAUGGUGGGAACGGGGUCCCGACACCCUACCCCAGGGACCCUGGGCCACCGCCGUCACCGGCCAGCACCUCAACGCCCUCCUGGGCAACAUCCUCCGCAUCGUGGUCAACAACCUGGGCAUCGACGAGGCCUCCUGGAUGAAACGCCUGGCAGUGUUCGCCCAGCCCAUCGUGAGCAAGGCGAAGCCGGAGCUUCUGCGCUCCCACUUCAUCCCCACCAUGGAGAAGCUGAAGAAGCGGGCGGGCAAGGUGGUGGCCGAGGAGGAGCAGCUCCGCAUGGAGGCCAAGGCGGAGGGGGAGGACGCCGAGCUGCUCAUCCGCGACGAGUUCUCCGUCCUCUGCCGCGACCUCUACGCGCUCUACCCCCUGCUCAUCCGCUACGUGGACAACAGCCGGGCCAAGUGGCUGACGGAGCCCAACGAGGACGCGGAGGAGCUGUUCCGCAUGGUCGGGGAGGUCUUCAUCUACUGGUCCAAGUCCCACAACUUCAAGCGUGAGGAGCAGAACUUCGUGGUGCAGAACGAGAUCAACAACAUGUCCUUCCUCACCGCCGACAGCAAGAGCAAGAUGGCCAAGUCCGGAGAUGGCCAGGGUGGUGGCUCGGAGCAGGAGCGGACGAAGAAGAAGCGUCGAGGGGACCGGUACUCCAUCCACACCUCCCUCAUCGUCGCCACGCUGAAGAAGAUGCUGCCCAUCGGCCUCAACAUGUGUUCGCCCACCGACCAGGAGCUCAUCAGCCUGGCCAAGAGCCGCUACGCCCUGAAGGACACGGACGAGGAGGUGCGGGAGUUCCUCAACAACAACUUGCACCUGCAGGGCAAGUGCGAGAACAACUCGUCCAUGCGGUGGCAGAUGGCCCUGUACCGCGAGAUGGCCGGCAAGGCCGAGGACUCCGACAGCCCCGAGAAGAUCGUCCGGAGGGUGCAGGAGGUGUCGGCCGUGCUCUACCACCUCGAGCAGACAGAGCACCCCUACAAGUCCAAGAAGGCCGUCUGGCACAAGCUGCUGUCCAAGCAGCGCCGCCGCGCCGUCGUCGCCUGCUUCCGCAUGACGCCGCUCUACAACCUGCCCAGGCACCGUGCCUGUAACAUGUUCCUGGAGGCGUACAAGCUCUCCUGGCUCGUCCCCGAGGAGCACCCCUUCGAGGACCGCAUGAUCAACGACCUCUCGAAGUCGGGGGAGGAAGAGGAGGAGGAGGAAGAGGAGCAGGACAAGAAGCCGGACCCCCUGCACCAGCUCAUCCUGCACUUCAGCCGGACGGCGCUGACGGAGAAGAGUAAGUUGGAGAAGGAUCAUUUGUACAUGGCGUACGCCGGCAUCAUGGCCAAGAGCUGCCACAUGGAUGAAGGCGAAGAGGAGGAGGAGAAGGAAGAGGAGGAGGAAGAAGCUGAGGACUCAUUCGAGGAGAAGGAGAUGGAGAAGCAGAAGCUGCUGUACCAGCAAGCCCGGCUGCACACGCGGGGGGCGGCCGAGAUGGUGCUGCAGAUGAUCAGCGCCUGCAAGGGGGAGCGGGGCGACAUGGUGUCCUCCACCCUCAAGUUGGGCAUCUCCAUCCUCAACGGGGGCAACGCCGAGGUGCAGCAGAAAAUGCUGGACUACCUGAAGGAGAAGCGGGAGGUCGGGUUCUUCCAGAGCGUCCAGGCGCUGAUGCAGACCUGCAGCGUCCUGGACCUCAACGCCUUCGAGCGGCAGAACAAGGCGGAGGGGCUGGGCAUGGUGACCGAGGAGGGGACGAUCAUCAGCCGUGAGAACGGGGAGAAGGUGAUGUCGGACGACGAGUUCACGCAGGAUCUCUUCCGCCUGCUCCAGCUGCUGUGCGAGGGGCACAACAACGAUUUCCAGAACUACCUGCGCACCCAGACGGGGAACACGACCACCAUCAACAUCAUCAUCUGCACCGUGGACUACCUGCUGCGCCUGCAGGAGUCCAUCAGCGACUUCUACUGGUACUACUCGGGGAAGGACGUGAUCGAUGAGCAGGGCAAGCGCAACUUCUCCAAGGCCAUGGCCGUGGCCAAGCAGGUCUUCAACAGCCUCACCGAGUACAUCCAGGGUCCCUGCACGGGGAACCAGCAGAGCCUGGCCCACAGCCGCCUCUGGGACGCCGUCGUCGGCUUCCUCCACGUCUUCGCCCACAUGAUGAAGAAACUGGCCCAGGACUCCAGCCAGAUCGGGCUGCUGAAGGAGCUGCUGGACCUGCAGAAGGACAUGGUGGUGAUGCUGCUCUCCUUGCUGGAAGGCAACGUGGUGAACGGGACCAUCGCCCGGCAGAUGGUGGACAUGCUGGUGGAGUCCUCCAGCAACGUCACCAUGAUCCUCAAGUUCUUCGACAUGUUCCUGAAGCUGCGGGACAUCGUGGCCUCGGACGCCUUCCGUGACUAUGUCUCGGACCCGCGAGGUCUCAUCUCCAAGAAGGACUUCCAGAAGGCGAUGGACAGCCAGAAGCAAUACGAACCCGCCGAGAUCCAGUUCCUCCUCUCCUGCUCCGAAGCAGACGAGAACGAGAUGAUCGACGUGGAAGCCUUCGCCGGUCGCUUCCAAGAACCCGCUCGCGACAUCGGUUUCAACGUCGCCGUGCUCCUCACCAACCUCUCGGAGCACGUUCCCCACGAUCAACGUCUCCGGACCUUCUUGGAGCAAGCGGCCAGCAUCUUGGAGUAUUUCCGUCCGUUUUUGGGACGGAUCGAGAUUAUGGGAGCGGCUCGACGGAUCGAACGCCUCUACUUCGAGAUCAGCGCCGCCAACAAGGCGCAGUGGGAGAUGCCCCAAGUGAAGGAAUCCAAACGUCAGUUCAUCUUCGACGUGGUCAACGAAGGCGGGGAAGCCGAGAAGAUGGAGCUCUUCGUCAACUUCUGCGAGGACACCAUCUUCGAGAUGCAGAUCGCUUCUCGCCUCUCCGAGGAGGAAUCCGCUCGGGAAGGAGGGGAGGAUGAAGAGCAAGAGGAAGAGGAGGAAACCCCCGACUCCACCGGCCCCCCGCCACCCGCCGAACCCGCCUCGGCUUUCGGGGAGAUGCUGGCGGGAGCCGGGGGGUUGCGACAUUUAUUGGGGUCCCCCCAAACUUGGAGGAGACGGUUGCGACGGUUACGGCGACGGCCCGGUCGGGAAUUGGCGUGGGCGGCGGGGGCGGCCGCCGGUCGGGCGAUGUUGGGGGGGUUGUUGGGGGGUUGGGGGGUGCUCGGGGCCGUGGGGCGCCUGGCCUGGACCUCCCUUUUCGGAGGGGGGUUGGUGGAAGGGGCGCAGCGGCUGGCCCUGGCCGAGCUGCUGGCUAGCAUGCCCGACCCCACUCAGGACGCCGUGGGGGGCGGCGAGGCCGUGGGGGGCACGGGAGGAGAGGAGGGGGGUCCCCAAGACCCCGUCCCCCCCCCCGUCCCCCACCUGCCGCAGCCCCCCGAGGAGGAAGAGGAGGAGGAGGAGGAGGAGGCGGCGGCGGCGCCGGUGACGGCUUUCGGGGUACGCAAAGAACCCGGGCACUAUCGGCUGGCGGCCCCCGACGCCCCCGGGGGGCUGGGGGACAUCGGGGAGCCCCCCGCUGCUGAGCCCCCCACCCCCGAGGGCACCCCCAUCCUCCGGAGGAAGAUUGGGGAGGACGGGGAGGAGGUGGUGGAGGAGGAGCCGCAGAAGGAAGAGGAGCCGGCGGGCGAGGCGGAAAAAGCUGACACGGAGAACGGAGAGAAGGAGGGGACCGAGGGGGGGCCCGAGCCCGCGCCCCCCGAGAAGAGGAGGAAAUCGGUCCCCCGGGAGCGCAAGGAGCCGCCGGCCGAGGGAGCCUUUGAGUUCUGGGCUGAGCUGGAGGUCCAGAGGGUCAAAUUCCUGAACUACCUGUCCAGGAACUUCUACAACCUGCGGUUCCUGGCGCUCUUCCUCGCCUUCGCCAUCAACUUCAUCCUCCUCUUCUACAAGGUCUGGGGCCUGGGGGGGGCGGUUCAGCCUUACGCUGAGCCCAGUAUGAGCCUGGCGUCCCCCCAGUAUGAGCCCGGCAUCCCCCCCAGUAUGAGCCUGGCGUCCCACCAGUUUGCUCCCAGUGUCACCCCAGUAUGA